Oncorhynchus masou masou (cherry salmon) is the source of this 5384-nucleotide messenger RNA. Its product is annotated as ubiquitin-conjugating enzyme E2 R2. The coding region runs from base 2234 to 2989 and encodes 251 amino acids. Gene Ontology annotation, molecular function: ubiquitin conjugating enzyme activity. The record is from RefSeq and is a predicted model, not a curated record. Gene Ontology annotation, biological process: protein polyubiquitination; ubiquitin-dependent protein catabolic process. Lineage: Eukaryota; Metazoa; Chordata; Actinopteri; Salmoniformes; Salmonidae. The transcript has 5 exons.
AUUAGAAGUUAGUAGGGCUCUUUUUAAUUUUCUCAGAAGUACUGAGUUAGGUAGGAGGAUUUAGAAAUGUUGUAAACUGUGAUUGACCACACACUUUCAGCACAGUAAGGAGAUGAUUUGUUAAAGAAGAAUGGUAGAAAGUGUAAGCAGAGUGAGCUGUACGCCGGAUCGAAGACUGGAGGAGAAAUGGAAGUGAAAGGGCGAAAUAUCGGAGGUGGUAGGUGUGGUGAAGUUGUCUGCGCUAGAUGCUUGUACGGAGGGUCAGGAUAAAGAUGACUCUGUGACCGUAGGCGUGACAUUUUUUGAAAAAGUGGACCCUUUAGGCUGAUCCAUUUGUGGUUUCAGGGUGGCUGAAAACAGAGUUCAGUCCCGUGGAAUCGGUGACCAGAAGUGGUCUUGUGAUAAUUGUUUGUGUUUCUAAUGGUCAGAGGGAGCAGGCACACCGUGUUAAAUGAAUGGGGACAAGAGAGGUGAAUUGUUUUAUUGUCAAGGGUGCUAUUGAGAGGAGUGAUUACUGGGGUAGGGGUAAAUGGGAAAGUUGACCAACUGAAAGGGAAGAUUCCCAGUGUUUGUGAUACUUGUCGUUUGGUGCGACGCGGACAGGGUGGCGAAACAGAAGAGUUGUUUUCUGUCCUUUUGAGUUUUGAUGUUGAGUCUUUGCCCGACAAAGUGAUGUUAGAUAUAUGCUAUCCCUUACGAGAUGUUGUGCCAAAAGCAUUACGUUGUUACAGUUGUCAAGCGUAUGGGCAUGUGGCAGCAGUGUGUGGGAGGGAAGUGUGCAGAAGGGCAUGAGACAAAGGAAUGUGUAGCAUUGGGUAAAGUAGUGGUAUGCGCUAAUUGUAGGGGUGCCCAUGGGGUUGGGGAUCAUAAAUGUCCCAUGCGAGAGAGGCAGAUUGCUGUUUUCAGGGUUAGAGUAGAGCAGAAGUUGUCCUAUGCUGAGGCAGUUCAGAAAGUAGAGGGGACCCUGAGAGGAGAGUGGUGUGAGUAACAAGUGAUACAGUAUAUGCUUCAGUAAGAUUAGAUUUUUUGCAUUUAUAGCAAUGGUUAUCAACUGUACUGCAGGGGUGGAUCAUAAAUCACAGACAAUUGAGGUUGUGGUGGCAGCUGCAGAGGUAUUUGAGUGUGCAAGACUUGACGUCAGAGGAGUUACAGGGUGUGAUAAGUGGCCUGAGGUAGAACUACAUAUAUUUAAAUAGUGGAGUAGGUUGGUGGGUUUUUAGUGAGUGUAGGGUGUUUAUUUUUGUAUUCUUAUUUUUUUAAAGCAAAAUAAGGAAGUUAUACCCCAGUCUAGUAGGUGACGGUAAUGCAACAUUUUAUUGGACGCCAACCGCGCUAAAACCUCAUCGAAGAAGAAGAAGUGGCUAGCUUCACACAGGUAUGGCGCGAGACAGCAAGUGCACUGGAAUCUGUUGAAAGCAAACUGCGAAGUGAGAAACGAGAGAGAGAAAAUGAAGUUCCUACACACGUGGAUUAAUUUAUAUCACUCUAGUUAUUUUAAAGAGAUUAUGCUUGUCGGGCGGUUUUAAAACUAAAUCAUAAACGUUCGUUGAGUUUGACUCUAGUGGAGAAGCUUGCUAUGCUCGCGCACACAAACAAAUGACGGAGAACAACCCGCUGAGACGGUGCACACCUAUCGACAGAGAACGGACGAAUGACAUGGGAAACAUUUUAGAAACACCCUUAGUCGUCUAAUUUAUUAUUACACAAGAUAAAAUGGUAGGAGAUCAAAGACGCUAGCAAGCUAUAUUUUGAACGUUUCUAUAGAUCAUUUGUAAACGGCACCCCCCUCUCAUCCAGGAUAAAACCAUAACAUAUAUGAUCAGAUUGAGGAAUGUGCGGCGUUAAAAACAUUUGACACGUCAUUAAACCGUAUAGGAGUAUUUUAGUCUCUACCAAAAGCAGCUUCUUCAUUAUCUACAGAACUGUCAACAGAGCUAGCAGCAGUUUGUCGCUUUGUUUACCUCGCUACUGUAGCUAGCUAGCUAACGUUUUGAGAGCAGGCUGCACAGUUGGAUGGAUAACGUUAGCUAACCUAGCUACCAACUAAACGUGGUGCCACCACUGGUGGGUAAUGCUUGCAGCCCCUCUGUAUGACAACCAGCUGUUGGUUGUUGGGACGAGCAAUUUGAAUUGGUCCUGAUUUAUUUGACUGGCUGUUAGGAAAGCUUCCAAAGAGCGAGUGCCAACGGGGUCGUCCGGUUUUCAGCCAGUCUUUAUUGCCACUGGGGUCACCAUGGCACAGCAGCAGAUGCCAAGCUCUCAGAAGGCACUAAUGCUUGAACUGAAGUCUCUCCAAGAGGAACCAGUGGAGGGUUUCCGCAUCACACCAGUAGAAGAGUCUGACUUGUACAACUGGGAGGUGGCCAUAUUUGGACCCCCCAACACACUUUAUGAGGGAGGAUACUUCAAGGCACACAUGAAGUUUCCAGUUGACUACCCCUACUCUCCACCUACUUUCCGUUUCCUUACAAAGAUGUGGCACCCCAACAUAUAUGAGAAUGGGGAAGUGUGUAUCUCCAUCCUUCACCCCCCUGUUGACGACCCACAGAGCGGAGAGCUACCCUCUGAGAGAUGGAACCCCACCCAGAAUGUCAGGACCAUCCUACUGAGUGUGAUCUCUCUGCUGAACGAGCCCAACACCUUCUCCCCGGCCAAUGUCGAUGCCUCUGUUAUGUUCCGCAAGUGGAGAGACAGCAAGGGCAAGGACAAAGAGUAUGCUGAGAUCAUCAGGAAGCAGGUCGUGUCCACUAAAGUGGAGGCGGAGCGGGAUGGGGUGAAGGUCCCUACCACGCUGGCGGAGUACUGCAUCCAGACCAAAGUGCCUUCCCACGACAGCAGCUCGGACUUGCUUUACGACGACCUCUACGAUGAUGACAUUGAGGAGGAUGACGAGGAAGACGAAGAUGAUGCAGAAGCUGGGUGCCAGAUGGCCGGAGAGGAGGGGAACUGCUUAAUUGACGAGGAAGACUCGGGCAACGAAGAGUCAUGACCUUCCUCCUCGCUUUUUAUCCCGCUCCUCCCCACACCCUUCCUACCAGUGACUCUGCUGCAGCCUCCUCCUAUCCUUACUUUCUGAUUCCUUACCACGUGCGCACACACACACUCUUGCUCGAUCCAUCCCAUUCUUGACGGCUUCCCAUAGCACUUAGCAUGCCCAUAUUCUAUUAAGGCGCUCUACACCUGAAGCAGGCAUUUUUAAUAGUUUUAUGGGGGUCAGAUUUAAUAGUUUUAUUAUGGCAUUUCUCUUAUUCAGCCAUUUGAGGGGUCAGUUUUAAACAGUUCAACAUAAUCACAUGCUUUAUAAUGACACCAAUCUUGCUUGUAUGCUGUCUACCAGUGUUGCCAACAAUUUUUUUUGCGAGAAUUCUUAUUGGCUGCUUGAUUUGUCGCCAGAUGUUUUGCUGUUACCAUGACAUUUUCUCCCCUUCUCCCGCUGCACACCCCCUCCCCUUAUGCUUCUGUACCUGCGUGUGCGGUGUUGCUGUGAAUUAUUUUGCAUAGGCAGCUUUUCUCACUGUUUGUGGAAUUAUUUAGUGGAAAAAGUCACUAAAGGGUAUCAAAACUCAUCUCCAAGGCAGCAUGAAAAGUAGUUUAAUUUGUCGCUAGGCACUUUGACACAUAAAAGUUGCUGUGGGGGUCUGAAAUCUGACUGAAUAUAGCGACUUUAAGUUGGCAACACUGGUUUCUACCCCUCCCAGGGUUAAAAUACACUCUCAAACUAGUUCUAAUUCCGUUGUGUUAAACCAAAUUAUAUUCAAACGUAAAACCACAAUCUAAAUUAACUCUAAUUUGUUCUUAAGCUGUGGGACAGGGUGGUAAGAUGCACAUUAACUAACAUACCCCUCUCUUACUCUCACACAUCAGUUAAAUUAAUAAACAAAAAACCUACUCUGUCUGUAUUGCCCUGGCAUGGAUCUGAACACCAAAAGGACCAUUUUUGCUUGGUUCCUCAUGUUUCCCUGAGUCAUCCACUCAAUCAAAGAUCGCUAGCAGAUAGCAAGGGUUGGGCACUGACUCCCAACAUGCAUCUCUUUGAAUGGAUUCAUCUCAACAUGCAUAUUUUUAACCAGAGACCGUAGAGAAGCAAUCUCUGCUCCAACUUCUGAGGUGAAAUGCACCUGAAACUGAUAAAGGGUUUCUGAGACUGAUAAAGUCUCACGCCUGAUGUCACUUAAACUCUUGUGCUCUCAAACAAGAUGCUUCCAAAUAUUGGUACGGUACCAGCGAUGGAUAAUUUCCAUGGGGACUGGACUGGACAUGGCGUUGUUUCCUUGGUGACUGAUUUGUAACAACCCAUUCUUUCUAUGCCUAUGGGGGACUUGAACACCAGGGGUGAAUAAGACAAGUGGACCCCCCCCCUCCACACCACAGAGCGUUGGAGCCAACAAACUGCUCUGCACAGAAAACAGCACUGAGAGAGGCAACACUGCUGUUUCAAGUAGAGACAAUUUGUUCUGUUAGUAUUUGCUGUAGUCAGUAAUCUCCCGUUCAAGGUUUGAUGAAAACAUCUCUCUUUACCCAGAAACACAGACAAUGAAUGCUGGAUCACCAUGGGAAGUGUUGGCCAUUCCAUAACACUUUGUUACAGCUGAAGUUUGGGGUGUGUCACCUUCCUCUACUAAGGGUGUGUAUAAGCAACAGACCUGGGUUCACAUACUAUUUGAAACCAUUUUAAAUGUCCCGAAAGUGCAAACCCAGACUUUUGAAAGCAAACUAUUUGAUUUCGAAUAGUAUUUGAAUGCAGGUCUGAUGAGCCAGACAUUGAGGUUACAAAUGCUUGGGUAUAAUGGAGUGAACUGAAAGUAAUCUUAAUGUCUUUGAUUUUUCAUUUGAGUUUGGUAGUCCUCAAGUGGUUCCAAAGUAAAUGUGAUUCAUGAUGUUUUUGUUGCCAAAGAGAUCUCCUCCCAGUGCCAGUCACAGGCCCUUGACCACAGAUGGGUAAUCAUUACAUAGAAAAGCAUUCCGUUUGGGGACACAUAGAGCGCUUCAUAACCAUUAUGAUCAUUUAUUAGAUAUCUCAAUUAUGUUUAAUUUUAAGUUCAAUAAUCGCUUAGAGACUUUGGGCUUGAUUCAAUCAAAUGCACAGGGCAAUAUUUAUGCAGUAGUAUGUAGGCCGAAACAUAGUGGGUAAACUAAGAUAUUGUGUAAACAUUGCUAAGGCAGGGUGGCUUGGAUCCGGCCCUUGGUGUCUUUCAGCUAAUGUUACGUGUUUGUUUUUCGGAGUAGAAAAUUCACCUUGUUUUUCAUGGUCUAACUGAACUUACGUCAUGAACGUUGACUGAAGAUAAAAUAAGCUUUCUUUUGUGAAUCAAAGGCUUUAUAUUUGGGUUGUUUGUUGCACAAAGUCAAAUAAAUACAGAGAGCACUGGAAAUUAAUUGUCAAA